GUGCAUGCUUAUAUAAAAUUCGUAAUAAUAGUGUUAGACUAAGACAUUUCCUUAGCGCAGAUAAUGCGGAUGAAAUAGAAGCUAUACUCUCAAAUUAUGAGGGUUGUUCCUUACACGAAAUCAUUGAUGGGAAUGAGCUACUCCAGCUCAUUAUAGAUUUUGAUUUGCCAGUAAAAACAUUAGUUGCUAUUACCCCAAGUUUUCAGACAAACAA
Messenger RNA from Funneliformis geosporum, 214 nucleotides. Lineage: Eukaryota; Fungi; Glomeromycota; Glomeromycetes; Glomerales; Glomeraceae. The record is from the annotation of a GenBank genome assembly.